Messenger RNA from Frankliniella occidentalis (western flower thrips), 5287 nucleotides. Its product is annotated as homeobox protein PKNOX2. Gene Ontology annotation, molecular function: DNA-binding transcription factor activity, RNA polymerase II-specific; RNA polymerase II cis-regulatory region sequence-specific DNA binding. Lineage: Eukaryota; Metazoa; Arthropoda; Insecta; Thysanoptera; Thripidae. Gene Ontology annotation, biological process: regulation of transcription by RNA polymerase II. Bases 748 to 2376 code for a protein of 542 amino acids. The transcript is spliced from 9 exons. The record is from RefSeq and is a predicted model, not a curated record.
GCUCAUUGUCCAGCCCCUCCCAUCGGGCAGGGUCGGCGUCGGCGUCGCUCGGCGUCGUUCUCAACUCCGACGCGCCUCCUUCGGGGGGCGCCGGCGGCGGCGUCGGCAGCUGGGAGGGGACCAGCGCCAUUUGUGACGAAGAGUGACACCUUAGUGUGGAGCUGCCACUCAAGUCGGGGAGCUCAGCCGGAGCCCAGGCCCGGCCCAAGGCGUUCAAGGCGCCGUCAGACUCGCGAGCAGACAGCCGACCCACGGCGAGGACACCCCGUGCGGCACGCGACACCCCGCCAGGACGAAGCAGUGCAAGGAGCUGCAGGACGAGGCGUGAACAAGCAGUGCACGGGGGUAGUGCGGUGCGUGUCGCGGGCGGGCGCUCGGAGGCGCGCGUGCCGUUGAGUGACAGGAGGGUGAGCUGCUCAGCUGAGAGGCCGGGCCCGGGUAGGCGGGAGGGCGGACCGGCGCCGCGCGGCGUGGCGUGGCGUGGCGUGGCUCCUGUCAAUCAUCGCGGCAGGCGGGCCGGGCGGGAGGAGGGAGGGCCCGCGGGGGGCCGGGGGCGCCACCGCGCCGCCAGUGGAGGUGCGACCGCGGCAGGGGCAGGCGCCACCGCGGUGUGUGUGCUCAGGGCGCGCGGCCGCGACCAGCACGACAAGCGGACCGUCCAGAUGCACGCCGGCCGGGAUCGACCGCCGACCACUGCUGCUGCGCCCCGACCAUGAGCAGGUGAUGUAGCGGUGGCGGCGCAGCGGGAUGAUGCAGGAAGGCAGCGUGAUGGUGACGCAGGGCUACGACCAGGCCGUCGCCGCGGGGCCGGUGGUGGUCGCGGGCGCGGGCGGCCCGGACUACCAGCCCGAUCAGGCCCAGUUCGAGGCGGACAAGCGCGCCGUCUACAAGCACCCUCUGUUCCCGCUGCUCGCUCUGCUGUUCGAGCGGUGCGAGCAGGCCACCCAGUCCGCCGAGUGCCCCAACUCGGACAGCUUCAACAUGGACAUCCAGGCCUUCGUGCAGCACCAGGAGCGGGACCGCAAGCCCUUCCUUAUGGACGACCCGGAGGUGGACGGACUGAUGAUUAAGGCGAUCCAGGUCCUACGGAUCCACCUCCUGGAGCUGGAGAAGGUCCAGGAGCUGUGCAAGGACUUCUGCAACCGCUACAUCACGUGCCUCAAGGGCAAGAUGCAAUCCGAGAAUCUCCUGCGCUCGGACUACGCUUCGAGCUACGAGCACAACAAUAAUAACAACAGCUGCCACUCGAGCGAGAGCAGCUCGCCCCCAGGACAACUACCCAGCUACCCCACCUCCCCGCACGCGGGCCACCUCACCCCCGCCUCCCCUCACCACGUCCAGGUGGUGUCCUCUACAGGAGGCGGCGGCUGCGGUGGUGGCGCGGGGGCAGCUUCCCCACAACUCCAACAGCAACAGCAGCAGCAGCAGCCACAGCAGCGCUUCCUUGGCCAUGCCGGGGUUGCCGGGGCCGCGGGUCCCGGGUGUGGAGACCUGCUAGGCGGCGUCGGCGUCGGCGUGGCGCCGGUGGGGUGCCUCCCGGCGGGCGGCGGCUACAACGUGGUCCUCUCGCCGGCCACCCCUCCGGCGGCGCCGGUGCCCGCCUCGGUCCCAGGGUCCCCGGGGGUCCCGCUGGGCUGUGGUGCGCUGUCGGUACCGCCAUCGUCGCCCUCCCCCGGACUCAUCCACGGCAGCACGCCGCUCUCCCAGAUCGGAGCCCACCCCUUCCCGACGCCUGCCGAGAGCAGCAUGCUGCAAGGUGCCCUAUCUCCAUCCCCGACAUCUCCUGGUUCCGGUGAUGACGAUGACGACUUUUUGGGACGAGGGAAGAAGCAGAAACGUGGAGUUCUCCCCAAACACGCUACGUCUAUAAUGCGGUCGUGGUUAUUCCAGCAUCUAGUGCAUCCGUACCCAACAGAGGAUGAGAAACGUACUAUAGCAGCUCAAACAAAUUUAACUCUGCUUCAAGUGAACAACUGGUUCAUAAAUGCAAGGCGCCGCAUUCUUCAACCUAUGUUAGAUGCCUCCAGCUCUACUGAUACAACAGCUGCCACUAACAAUGGUGGAAGCAAAUCAAGUGCUAAUAAGAAGAGCAAGGUUGGAAGAGAAAAUGCUAGUAGUGCAUUGACACAACGCUUCUGGUCAGAAAAUAUGGGAUUACCUCACCUCUUGGUACAAGAUCACAAUGGUGCUGGACAUGGAGAAUCGUCAUUAAUGAGUUCUGGAGGAGAUGAUAGUGAUGGAGAAGGGGAAGCAAGCUGGAGUCAGGAAGAGGAUGAUGAUGAUGAGGAUGGUGCUGAUGAAAAUAAUGGGGAUCUUAUUUCUAACAGAAGUCACCACCGCCUCAAACCAGAGCCUAGCUCAGAUUCAGAGCAAUGACCUGUUUUGAAACAAAAUGUAUACUAGCAACCUAGAGGCCUAUUACCUCCAAACUACUAUUAGUGAACUAUUGUUAAUAUUGCAGUUCAUAGGGCUAACUUUUUGUAUACGUAAUACUUACUACCAACCAGAAUCAAUGUUACUGGUCUUGCAACCCAAACAAUGCCUUUUUCCUUUUGGAAAAUUCUUCUUGUAUACGAUAGAAGUAUUGUUUAAUUUUGCUAAUUCAGUAUUUGCUAUGGCGAUUACUUAUCCAUAUUUGACUGUGAACUUUGUAAACUUAUAUUAUGUAUAACAAGUGAAUUCAUUUUGAUUGUCAUUUACCUCCAUGAGAGUGCAAAAUGCGUAAUUUCAUAAUUCUAUUUCAGCUCUCAUGGCAUUAAACUUAGUAUACGCUUGCCUCAACCUGAUUGCUCAUUCUGCAGGUAUACGAUUUUAACUACUUAAAUAAUACAUAUUGUAUUUUGUAACUAAUUUAUUCAUUCUUGAGGUAGCAAUCACCUGCAUUUUUCUUAAAUCUUAUUCAGCAGGUGUAAAUGCUCUAUGUUACUAUAUCAGUCCAAAGGCAAAAACAUGCCUGGGAUAUUUUUUCACAGGACUUAUUAAUGUAGUAUGUACCAUUGUCUUGUAUACGAUUAGAUAUGGUUUAUCUAUUUCAAAUUUUAUUUUGCAAUCUUUUACAAUAUGUAAAUGAUUGUACACUUUGGACAAUACUGUACAUGUUUGUAUAGAAGUGAUUGUUUUCAAAUGUACAGAUUAGUAGAUAAACAAUAUUAAGGAGUUUUGUGCCAUUUCUGCUGCCAUAUGAUGUACGUAUGUCUCAUUUCAUGUUUCAUAUGCUUGUAUCGCAGCUUUCUGCAAGGGUAAAUAUCCUUAAUCAAGUACAAAUUACCUGGAUAUUUCUUGCUGCCAUGCACAUUUUAGAAUGCUAUUCCAUACAUAGCAUAGGAAGUAAGUCUAAGUGAGAACUAAAAUCUCUCUAAAUGCAGAAAAUUGUCAAGUCAUUUGUCCGUUUUGAUUGUUACAACAUAUACCUGAAUAUUGGUGAUGGGCAAUAAGAAAUCUCAUCUCUUAGCAAACUUGCACUUACCUCCUUAAGAAUUUUUUAGCUAGUCAUUAUGCAAGUUCUUUGCUCUGAGGCUGCGAUGCAAGCUAUUUUCUGCUCUAUGUCCAUUUUAAGUCUAAGGUAUUUAAUGUUCUUGGUUUCAUGGAAACAGUAAUAUGUUAACUGUUCAGUAUAUUUUAUAUCAGUGUGAUAUGAGAGACAAACUACCCUAUGUUCAGGCUCUAACAUUUGGAAAAUUACUGUUGAUUUCUUAUGAAAUUGUGCUAGUACUAUUUCCAUCCAUUCCGGACUUUUAAAUUCACAGUUCUGAGCCCAAUGUUACAUUACAAAUUGGUGAGCUAUUGUAGCUGUUAUUCUGUACCAUCAUUGAUCUCAGUGAGUCAUACCAUAAGCUCUUUGAAGAUUUCAUAACAAUUUGAGUUAGGAUUUUGCCAAAUUGCUACACUUUUAGCUAUAUUUUAAAUCUGAAUUCUCCUUUAUUCUCCUUCAGCUGACAACAUGAUAGCCAAAUCUUUUGUUUCGUUAAAAAGUGUCUUAAAAUUUAUUGAUGAUGAAUCUUUUAUCACUAUCAAGGCAUUUUAAAGUAAAGUUGAGAUAAUUCCCUUUCAAUAACCAAAUGUGUGACAGUGAAUGUGUUACUCAAUUUUUACUCAGUCUGAAGCCGUUGUUUACUUUUUUCACGGCAAAUGGUUGUUGAUUUGCUGUAAUCUAUGAAAGAAACACAUAAUUUAUAAGUGGCUGUAGUCUUCCCCAGGCAGCAAAGAGUAACCAUGCAGUAGUGUGUGCAUUUGUUGCUCUUUUUUAAACCAAAAAUGUGUCAUUUAUGCACUUCCACUGUGCUGGUCUGCUACUAGGGUAAGGUAACAAAAUUCUCCAUUUUAAAAAUUCUUUUCAACCUACAGUUUUAUAUUUAUUAUGGCAACUUGUAGUAUUUGAAGCAAGCUGUGUAUUUGCAUUCUAUUGAGCCUGGUUCGAUGUGUAGCAAUAAUAGGUGCCUGUAAACUGAUACUACUAUUGAAACCUCGUAACACAGCUAAUGUCUAAUGUCAAACAGCGUUUUCAUGUUUGACUUUACCUAUAUUAAUGUUGUCAGCAGGAGCUGAAAAAUGAGCUCUUCUGCUUGUCUUCCAACUAAAGGUAAACCUAUUUGGUGAGCUUUAUUCAUCCCUUGGAGUAUGAAUGAGCUAAAUCCUAUGUGAUUUGCUCUAGGUGAGAUAUUUUCAGUGAUCUUCAUAUAGAUUUUAUGUUUAAGCUAGUUGAAAUUAGAACAUAGAGCUCUUGCCACUAUGUAAGUUUCAUGUGCUUUCUUGAAUGAAAGAAGUUAUUAAGCGGAAUCUGCUCAGUCUUCUUUGAUUAUGUUAUAGUUUGUUUUCCUUGUGUUGUUUUUAACUUGGAUUGAACUUGUUUUUCAACCAUGUGAAACUCUGCAUUAACUGUCUGUGAUAUUGUACUGUAUGAAAGUUGAAUGUUCUUUAUAUUUUGAUAGAUUCACUGUGCUGAUAAAGAAAUGGAUGACAUUGUUAACGACUAUUGGCUUUCCCCAACAUUUUGAGGAAAUUUACAGCUAUCAAAAUUUCCAUUGAUAAAGUUGAAGCAGUUAUUUUAAUCAUUUUGUACACUUUUUGUUAUCUGGAGCUGUUUCUUGUCUUUGUUUCCACACAAGUUGUCAAAAAAAAAUAAAAAAUCCCAAAUUGACAUUGAAAUUAUUACAAAAAUUUACAACUCCAAAAUUUCUUUGAAGGAACUGUGUAUGUCAACAAUUGUAUCCAUUAAGCAUCGAAUGUUGUGUUAUGUGAAUUUCAGCCAGAGAAUCUGCCUACAUUAAACAUUCAAAAUAAAAUAGAA